Molecule: messenger RNA, 1330 nt
Organism: Nematolebias whitei (Rio pearlfish)
Lineage: Eukaryota; Metazoa; Chordata; Actinopteri; Cyprinodontiformes; Rivulidae
Gene: vegfc
Product: vascular endothelial growth factor c
Exons: 8
Coding region: 55-1284 (409 amino acids)
Biological process (GO): induction of positive chemotaxis; positive regulation of mast cell chemotaxis; sprouting angiogenesis
Cellular component (GO): membrane
Molecular function (GO): vascular endothelial growth factor receptor 3 binding; chemoattractant activity; growth factor activity
Source: RefSeq, a predicted model, not a curated record
CUUCCUUUCAAUCCUGGCCUGAUAUUUCCACUCCACCGUCUCCAUCCCCUCACUAUGUGGAUACCAGCUGUGCUCCUAUGGAUGCUUAAUAUCUGCAGUUUGUGCUCAGGACAAGACUAUAUGGACUAUUACCAAGCUGGAGACAUGGGCACUGAGUCACCAAAACAAUCAGAUGAUCAGCCCAGUUUGGACACGGUGACGAGUAUGGAUCAGCUCCUACAGCUUCUCUACCCUGAAUACAGUUUGAUUCAGCAAUGCAUGAGGAGGAAACUGUUGCAGGACUCGUCUUCCUCCUCUUUUUCUUCCUCAUCAUUUCCAGCCUCUUCAGCAAGCCCAUUCAUCCACUCUACCAGUGACAAUGUGUGGGUUCAGAUGAGGGAGGAGGCUCUUUACAAAAUGGAUGCAAAUUUAGAAGUCAUCCUUGAGGAGAUCCAGCGAACCUCGUGCCAGCCAAGAGAGGUGUGUGUUGAAGUUGCCAAAGAAUACCCAGAAUCCACCAGUCAGCUAUACCUCCCUCGCUGUGUGGCACUGCAUCGCUGUGGUGGAUGCUGCGGCAGCGAGGCGUUUUACUGCACCAAUACAAGCUACAGGCUCGUCAACAAGACACUGAUGGAACUGUCUCCGCCCAGGAUGGAUCGCACAGUCGUCAUGGUUACGUUCAUCAACCACACUUCGUGCGAAUGCCUCUCCAAGCGGCCGCUUCACUCCAUCAUAAGGCGAGCCGCGGCAGAUCACCUGUGUUCCCCCCCUGAACUCCCCUGUGCCUCGGGGUCUUUAUGGGAUCCAGUGAACUGCGUGUGCGUCUCUGCAGACACCAUCAACUACUCUCAGAGAGAAACAGAGGCUCUGGAUUCAGGUCUGCUUGCUCUGUGUGGGCCCAACAGGGUUCUGGAGGAAUCCACCUGUGAGUGUGUCUGCCAAAACGGUCUCACAGAAGCCAGCUGUGAUCCAGGCUGGAAACUGGACCAAAAGAGCUGCGAGUGCCAGUGUGAAGGUCAAGGCGAGGGGAAGUCGUGUCCCACUGGCCAGCGGUGGGACGAUGAGCUGUGCGGUUGUGUGUGCGCAGUCGAAUGUCCAAGAAGUCAGCCCCUGAACCCUGACACAUGCCUGUGUCAGUGCAGGGAGAGUCCACAGACCUGUCUGCGGCAGGGCAAAAGGUUCAACACAAACACCUGCAGUUGUUUCAGGCUUCCGUGCAGAAAGCCCAGACGAGUGUGCCAGAAUGGAUUUUACUACAGCUACCAGGUCUGUCAGUGCAUCCCCAACUACAUGAAGUGGAAUUAAGGAGCGGGAAAACCAGCGAGGGGACAAGACGCUGCCAUGCUUUGAC